Messenger RNA from Daphnia carinata, 878 nucleotides. RefSeq names its product ferritin heavy chain-like (gene Fer1HCH). Lineage: Eukaryota; Metazoa; Arthropoda; Branchiopoda; Diplostraca; Daphniidae. Gene Ontology annotation, cellular component: cytoplasm. Gene Ontology annotation, molecular function: ferrous iron binding; ferric iron binding. Gene Ontology annotation, biological process: iron ion transport; intracellular iron ion homeostasis. The transcript has 5 exons. Bases 79 to 702 code for a protein of 207 amino acids. The record is from RefSeq and is a predicted model, not a curated record.
GCAACUCGGCCCAGAAAACUAUAACAAAAGCUGAUUUCGAUUCGACAUCAUUCUAACCAAAGUAUCGUCAGUGUCAACAUGAAGCUCAAUUUCUUCUCCGCCACAGCAUCGGCCUUGCUGGUCGUCUUAAUUAGUCAAUCGGCUUAUGCGUCCGAGAAACUGUCAGCGCAGGAUUACGCCUACAAUGCCACAUGUCUGAACCACCUCCGCAGUCACAUCAAACGUGAACUCCAAGCUUCUGUUACUUACCUGGCCAUGGGUGCCUGGGCCAAUCAUUACUCUGUUCAGCGCCCAGGUUUGGCCGAUUUCUUCUUCGAUAGCGCAUCGGAAGAGCGUGAACACGGUUUGAAACUGCUCGGCUACCUUCGUAUGCGAGGACAUAACGAACUUGACAUCUUACCUUCAUCUCUGGAACCCCUCAACGGCAAGUACGAAUGGGAAAAUUCGCUGUCUGCUCUGCGCCAAGCGUUGAAGAUGGAGAAGGACGUUACCGACUCCAUCAAGAAGAUAAUCGACUAUUGUGCCGAUGCUGAGGACCAUCAAUUGGCCGACUACUUGACUGGUGACUUCAUGGAAGAGCAACUCAAGGGACAGCGCAACAUCGCCGGACUGGCCAACACCCUCCAGGGCGUGCUCAGGAAACAACCGAGACUCGGAGACUGGAUCUUUGACAACAACCUGUCCAAAUCCAAAGCCGUUUAAAAAUGGUUCCAGUUUUUUUUUUUUUUAAACCCCACGGCGCGCUGCAUUGCGGUCGUCGUUUAUCCCCCUUAUUACACCCCUUCGUAGUCUUGUGUAAGAAUUAGCAACAAAAAACAAGUCAUGCCGGUGCGGAAACGCAACUGGAACAAAUACAAUUUUCCAUAUUUCUCCAACAA